UUUAUUUGUGUGUGUGCAACGUGAAAGUUGAGUAUGUGCAUGCUUUUUAUGUGUGUGUGUAUGUGUGUGUGUGUGUGUGCAACAUGAAAGUUGAGUAUGUGCACCCUGGUGUUUUGCAAUAACCAUGUAAAUCAGAGGGAGGAAACAAACCUAACCACAGAGCUGCAGUAAGAGGCAGAGCAACGCUGGAAAGAGGAGAGCUUCAACGUCACACUCCAGAAAUGAAAGUGAAGUUUGUCAGAGAGUCAGCCACGCUGCAGUCGAGACAAGUCUCUGUUUCUCUCUGAAAGAAAACUCAAACUGACUUCAUCAGGUCUUUCUCAACAACACAGCAGAGUCUCUGCCAAACACUGAUAUGGCUGCUGCAAACUAUCUGCCAUCUGAAUAUCAGUUUCUGUGCUCCGUCUGUCUGGAUGUGUUCACUGAUCCUGUCACCACAUCAUGUGGUCACAACUUCUGCAAAAACUGCAUCACUGAACACUGGGAUGCAAAUGACCAGUACCUGUGUCCGAUGUGUAAAAAGGUUUUCAACACAAAACCUGAGCUGCUCAUCAACAGUUUGUUCUCUGAGAUGGUUGCUCAGUUCAGACAGUCAGCUCAACAGAAAGCCAGCAGCAGCAGCUCAGAGCAACAAGUGUCCAAACCAGGAGAAGUUCCCUGUGACGUCUGCACUGGAACCAAACUGAAGGCCCUGAAGUCCUGCCUGGUGUGUCUGGUCUCCUACUGUGAGACUCACCUGGAGCCUCAUCUGACCAUGUCAGGUCUGAAAAGACAUCAGCUGAUCGACCCGGUGGAGAACCUGGAAGGCAGGAUGUGUACGAAGCACGAUAAACCUCUGGAGCUGUUCUGUAAGACCGACCAGACAUGUGUCUGCAUGCUCUGCACUGUUUUAGACCACAAGAUGCAUGAUGUUGUUCCUCUGAAAGAAGAAUAUGAAGAACAGAAGGCAGAGCUGGGGAAGACAGAGGCUGAAAUUCAGCAGAUGAUCCAGAAGAGACGACUGAAGAUUCAGGAGAUCAAACACUCAGUGGACCUCAGUGAGGAAGAUGCAGACAGAGAGAUAGCAGAAGGUGUUCAGGUCUUCACUUCUCUGAAGGAGUCUGUUGAGAGAGGCCUGAAUGAGCUCAUCAACACGAUCAAAGAGAAGCAGAAAACAACAGAAAAACAGGCUGAAGCUUUGAUCAAAGAGCUGGAACAGGAAAUCUCUGAGCUGAUGAAGAGAAGCACUGAGAUGGAGCAGGUGUUACGCUCUGAAGACCACCUCCAUCUUAUCCAGAGUGUCCAGUCCCUAAACAACCAAAAACCUCCACCCACCAAGGACUGGACAGAGGUCAGCGUCCGUCCAACAUAUGAAGGGACUGUGGUGAAAGCUGUGGUUCAGCUGGAGGAGACACUCAGUGAAGAGAUGAAGAAGCUGCUCGCUGAGUCUGAGCUGAAGAGGUUCCAACAGUAUUCAGUGGAUGUGAGUCUUGAUCCUGAUACCGCACAUCCUCAACUCAUACUGUCUGAUGAUGGGAAACAAGUGAAUGACAGUGAUGUGUGGAAGAAUCUCCCAGAGAACCAAGAGAGAUUUUCUUAUGGUCUUUGUGUUUUAGGAAAGCAGAGUUUCUCUUCAGGCAGAUUUUACUUUGAGGUUCAAGUUAAAGGAAAGACUAAAUGGGAUUUAGGAGUGGCCAGAGAGUCAGUCAACAGGAAGGGAAGCAUCACACUGAGCCCUGAGAAUGGUAACUGGACUAUAGUGUUAAGAAAUGGAAAUGAGUACAAAGCUGCUGCUGACCUUCCAGUCCUUCUCUCUCUGAAGUCUCAGCCUCAGAAGGUGGGGGUGUUUGUGGAUUAUGAGGAGGGUCUGGUCUCCUUUUAUGACGUAGAUGCUGCAGCUCUUAUCUACUCCUUUACUGGCUGCUCCUUCACUGAGAAACUCUUCCCAUUCUUCAAUCCCUGUAAUAAUGAUGGUGGUAAAAACUCUGCCCCUCUGAUCAUCUCUCCUGUCAGAGUAAACUAGUCACUGAUCUUAUUUCAUGUAUUAAAUAACUGCUAUUCAAGGGAAGAAAUUUACAUUUUAUAAUUUACAUCUUAUUUGUUUACAGAAUCUGUUUCCUGUGGUGAUUGAUUUACACUUUUUUGAUUGAUUAUUAUAUGUGUCCCAUUACAUAGGACACAAAUUGAUUUGAUGCAUUCAUCUCUUCAACUCUACAUCAUGACCGAAUUUCUAUUUAAACCCACAGACAUUUUUUCACUUUCAAAGAAUCACUAAUAAAUGUUUCUAAAGUGAAUUGGGUAUUCUUUGCACACACAAAAAAUGUAGAUUUCUUUUAAUUUUUUAAUUUGAUAUGCAGCCAAAGAAAAAUUAUUAUUGAAUAUUUGAUUGUGUUAACUUAAAUUUAAGAGUAGGGCCUUUUUUAGCGUCUACAGAACACAUGUCGAUAUACUGGGUAUAAAAAGUUAAUGAACAUUUCUAUUUUUUUAUUGUUUGGGUUUUUUACUGGUGACUUUUUGUUUUGUGAAUACUGGUAAGACAGCUU
Molecule: messenger RNA, 2522 nt
Organism: Perca fluviatilis (European perch)
Lineage: Eukaryota; Metazoa; Chordata; Actinopteri; Perciformes; Percidae
Product: E3 ubiquitin-protein ligase TRIM39-like
Exons: 2
Coding region: 356-2002 (548 amino acids)
Molecular function (GO): protein binding; zinc ion binding
Source: RefSeq, a predicted model, not a curated record